CCGCGCCGCGCCGCGCAGCGCCCGCCACCUCCCGGCAGCUCGCUCGGGCGGGCCUCGCGGGGCUCCGGAGCCGUGACCCGCCGAGCACCGCCAGCAUGCUGCAGAAGCGGGAGAAGGUGCUGCUCCUGAGGACCUUCCAGGGCCGGACGCUGCGGAUCGUGCGGGAGCACUACCUGCGGCCCAGCGUGCCCUGCAACAGCCCGCUCUGCCCGCAGCCCGCCGCCUGCCGCAACGAUGGGAAACUCUUGUCUAGUGAUGUGACUCAUUACAUGAUCCCAGAUUGGAAAGUUGUUCAAGAUUACCUGGAGAUCCUUGAGUUCCCAGAGCUGAAGGGAAUUAUUUUCAUGCAGACGGCUUGUCAAACUGUGCAGCAUCAAAGAGGCCGCAGACAGUAUAACAAAUUGCGAAAUCUCCUGAAGGAUGCACGUCAUGAUUGCAUUCUCUUUGCUAAUGAAUUCCAGCAGCACUGCUAUCUCCCUCGAGAAAGAGGAGAAUCCAUGGAAAAGUGGCAGACCAGGAGCAUAUACAAUGCAGCCGUGUGGUACUUUCACCACUGCCAGGAUAGGAUGCCAAUCGUUAUGGUGACAGAAGACAAAGAGGCAAUUCAGCAGUAUGGAAGUGAGACAGAAGGAGUGUUUGUGAUUUCUUUCAAGUUUCUUAGAAAUUUCAAACGUUUCAAGAUGAAAAAAAAAAAACCAAACAAAGAAGAAGCAAGACGAGAAUGCACACAGAAGAGCUCUUCUCUCCAUUCCCUGCAGGCCAUUUUCUGCAGCAAUGAGAUGCAGAAUUACCUGGACAAUUUUUGGCCCGACUUAAAGGCCGCCCACGAGCUCUGUGACUCUAUCCUUCAGUCUCAACGGGAAAGAGAGAAUGAGAGUCAGGAGAGCCACGGGAAGGAGUACGCAGAACAUCUUCCCCUGGAAGUGUUAGAAGCCGGCAUUAAGUCUGGACGCUACAUCCAGGGAAUCCUGAAUGUCAACAAACACAGGGCACAAAUGGAAGCUUUCGUUCGACUUCAAGGAGCCAGCUGUAAAGAUUCAGGUUUACUCAGUGACAUCCUCAUCCAUGGGAUGAAGGCUCGAAACCGCUCGAUCCAUGGAGACGUAGUAGUCGUGGAAUUGCUCCCUAGAAAUGAAUGGAAAGGAAGAACGGCCGCCCUGUGUGAGAAUGACAGUGAGGACAAGGCCUUGGGAGACCCCCCGAGUGAGCCCAUGCCCACAGGCAGAGUGGUGGGCAUCCUUCAGAAGAACUGGCGGGAUUAUGUGGUGACAUUUCCGUCCAAAGAAGAGGUCCAGUCUCAGGGCAAAAACGCUCAGAAAAUCCUAGUUACACCUUGGGAUUACAGAAUUCCCAAAAUCCGCAUUAGCACUCAGCAAGCGGAAGCUCUCCAGGACUUCCGGGUGGUUGUACGCAUCGAUUCCUGGGAGGCGACAUCUCUGUAUCCAAAUGGACAUUUUGUGCGUGUUUUAGGAAGAAUCGGGGACCUGGAAGGGGAAAUCGCAACCAUCUUGGUGGAAAACAGUAUUUCGGUUGUCCCUUUCUCCGAAGCUCAGAUGUGUGAGAUGCCAGUCAACACACCAGGAAAUCCCUGGAAAGUGAGUCCUGAAGAGGAACGAGAACGGAAAGACUUGAGGGAAACCCAUCUUGUGUUCAGCAUUGACCCAAAAGGCUGUGAAGAUGUGGAUGACACGCUCUCAGUCAGAACCUUAACUAAUGGCAACUUGGAACUUGGGGUCCACAUUGCAGACGUAACACACUUCGUGCCACCAAAUUCUUAUAUCGACAUUGAAGCUAGGACAAGGGCCACCACUUACUACUUAGCAGACCGUCGCUAUGACAUGCUGCCCUCCAUCCUCAGCGCUGAUUUGUGCUCUCUUCUGGGAGGCGUUGAUAGGUAUGCCGUAAGUGUCAUAUGGGAAUUGGAUAAAACCUCCUAUGAAAUUAAGAAAGUGUGGUAUGGCAGAACCAUUAUUCGAUCAGCAUACAAACUAUUUUAUGAAGCAGCCCAGGAACUGCUGGAUGGAAACUUCCACAUUGUUGAUGACAUUCCAGAAUUCAGAGACUUGGAUGAGAAGAGCAAACAAGCCAAGCUAGAGGAGUUAGUGUGGGCCAUUGGAAAGUUGACUGACAUAGCGCGCCACAUCCGGGCUAAGCGAGACCAUUGCGGUGCCCUCGAACUGGAGGGGGUAGAGAUUCGUGUUCAGCUGGAUGAAAAAAAGAACAUCCAUGACCUCAUCCCCAAGCAGCCCCUGGAAGUCCACGAGACGGUGGCUGAAUGCAUGAUCCUGGCCAACCACUGGGUAGCCAAGAAGAUCUGGGAGAGCUUCCCUCAUCAGGCCUUGUUGCGCCAACACCCUCCUCCACACCAGGAGUUUUUUUCUGAACUGCGAGAAUGUGCUAAAGCAAAAGGCUUCUUCAUAGAUACACGGUCCAAUAAAACACUGGCUGAUUCUCUGGAUAAUGCGAAUGACCCCAACGAUCCCAUCGUAAACAGAUUGCUGCGAUCCAUGGCCACACAGGCCAUGUCUAAUGCACUGUAUUUCUCCACUGGGUCGUGUGCGGAGGAAGAGUUCCAUCAUUAUGGCCUUGCAUUAGAUAAAUAUACUCACUUUACAUCUCCGAUAAGAAGAUACUCAGAUAUAGUAGUACACCGACUGUUAAUGGCAGCCAUUUCAAAAGAUAAGAAAACGGAAAUUAAGGACAAUUUGUUCAGCAACAAAGAUCUUGAGGAAUUAUGCAGACAUAUCAACAACAGAAACCGAGCAGCACAGCAUUCUCAGAAGCAAUCCACUGAGCUCUUCCAGUGCAUGUAUUUUAAAGACAAAGACCCAGACAAUGAGGAGCGUUGCAUAUCUGACGGAGUUAUAUAUUCAAUUAGAACAAAUGGUGUGCUUGUAUUUAUACCAAGGUUUGGGAUUAAAGGUGCUGCUUAUUUAAGAAAUAAAGAUGGUUUGGUGAUCUCAUGUGGCUCAGACAGCCGUUCGGAAUGGAAACCGGGAUCCCUUCAACGAUUUCAAAACAAAAUCACCUCUACCACAACAGGCGGGGAGUCUGUCACGUUCCAUCUGUUUGACCAUGUAACAGUGAGAAUAUCUGUACAGGCCUCCCGUUGCCAUUCUGAUACAAUCAGGCUUGAAAUAAUAAGCAACAAACCGUACAUGAUACCAGAUACAGAACUUUUUCAUCAGAGCUCCCUCUUGUUAAAGAGUGAUUUAGUGAAAGAAGUAACUAGAUCUGUGGAGGAAGCUCAGCUUGCCCAAGAAGUCAAAGUAAACGUCAUUCAGGAAGAUUAUCAAAAAUACUGCCAAACAAAGGGAAGAAGCCUAUACACACUCCUAGAGGAGAUAAGGGAUCUCGCUCUCCUGGAUGUUUCCAACAGUUAUGGAAUGUGAAAUACUCUUUUUACUUCAUUAAAAGAGCUGUUUUGUGAAUGCUUUCAACUUUCUUCCUAAUCUUAACAUCUAAUAUUCUGUGUCACCUAACGUUCUAAUCGAUUGGGAUGCGGUAGAUAGUUCACCAAUGCGCAAAAUGUUUUCUCAUCAUUAAUUAAAGCUGCAUUAAAGAGAAGUUAGAUCCCUGUGGAAACUGAUUUUUCAGAAAUGGAGAGAUCAUGAAUGGUGACUCUGCAGGUCAGAUUGCCAGUCUCUUUUUAAUAAAUCCAGAAUUGAUUUUUGA
This is a messenger RNA of Zalophus californianus (California sea lion), 3675 nucleotides long. It is a transcript of the gene DIS3L, whose product is annotated as DIS3 like exosome 3'-5' exoribonuclease. Gene Ontology annotation, molecular function: RNA binding; 3'-5'-RNA exonuclease activity. NCBI's taxonomy places the organism in Eukaryota, Metazoa, Chordata, Mammalia, Carnivora, Otariidae. Bases 96 to 3392 code for a protein of 1098 amino acids. Gene Ontology annotation, biological process: rRNA catabolic process. The transcript is spliced from 18 exons. The record is from RefSeq and is a predicted model, not a curated record. Gene Ontology annotation, cellular component: cytoplasmic exosome (RNase complex).